GCGUCCUGCAGGGUAGUCGCGACCGGCAGGGGCGAGGGGCAGGGCUGCAGGACUUCUGACCCCCUGGGCCACCGCUGCGCGGACCGACGGGCUCGGGACCAGAGAGAAUGGUUGGUACCAUGUGGAAGGCGACUGUUUUGGUGGCUGUAUUCAUGUUCAGCCCUGGUGGUGAUGGGCUCUUUCCCUCCUUAUACAAAAAAGCUCGGGUUUCUGUACCACGUAAGGGAGACGUAGGAGAGCCAUUAUUUCUUACUCCCUACAUUGAAGCUGGGAGAUUGGAAGAAGGAAAAGGAAGGAGUAUGGUCCCUCCUUUCCCAGGAUCGAAUGUGAAGAGUUAUGCUGGCUACCUCACCGUGAAUAAGACCUACAACAGCAACCUUUUCUUCUGGUUCUUCCCGGCUCAGGUAGACCCCACGGUUGCUCCAGUGGCCCUCUGGCUGCAGGGAGGGCCCGGAGGUUCAUCCAUGUUUGGACUCUUUGUGGAACACGGACCUUAUUUUGUCACAAGUAACAUGACCUUGCAUCCCAGAGACUUCGCUUGGACCACCACACUUUCCAUGCUUUACAUUGAUAAUCCAGUGGGCACAGGCUUCAGUUUUACUGACGACCCCCAGGGAUAUGCAGUCAAUGAGAAUGAUGUGGCACGGAAUUUAUACAGUGCAUUAGUUCAGUUUUUCCUGUUGUUUCCUGAAUAUAAAGAAAAUGACUUUUAUGCCACUGGGGAGUCGUACGCAGGGAAGUACGUACCAGCCCUCGCACACUAUAUCCACACCCUCGGCCCCAUGGUGACAACGAAGAUCAACCUGAAAGGAAUUGCUCUUGGAGAUGCGUAUUCUGAUCCUGAAUCAAUCAUAGGGGGCUACGCCACAUUCCUGUACCAAAUUGGCUUGUUGGAUGAGAAGCAGAGAAAGUACUUCCAGAAGCAGUGUGAUGACUGCGUGAAAUACAUCAGGGAGAAGAGGUGGCUCCAAGCCUUUGAAGUACUGGAUAAACUGCUAGAUGGUGACCUAACAAAUAACCCUUCUUACUUCCAGAAUAUCACAGGAUGUCCUAGUUACUACAGCAUAUUACGGUGCGAGGAACCUGAGGACCAAAAUUACUAUGGGAAAUUUUUGUCCCUCCCACAAGUGAGGCAAGCCAUCCAUGUGGGAAACCGAACCUUUAGUGAUGGAUCCGAGGUUGAAAAGUACAUGCGAGAAGAUACAGUGAAGUCCGUUAAGCUCUGGUUAGCUGAACUCAUGAACAAUUACAAGGUUCUGAUCUACAAUGGCCAGCUGGACAUCAUUGUGGCAGCUUCCCUGACCGAGCGCUCUCUGAGAGCCAUGAAGUGGAAGGGGUCCCAGAAAUACAAGCAGGCAGAAAGAAAAGUUUGGAAGAUCUUUAAAUCCGAUAACGAAGUGGCUGGUUAUGUGCGGCAGGUGGAUGACUUCUAUCAGAUGAGGUCGUGCCCCUCAUCGAUACAGAGAGACUGGUUGAGUUUCCACAGCCACUGGCAGGCCAGUCCAGAUGCAAACCCGGGUGUCUCUCCUUCAACUCCAUCCUCUCUCCAUGCAAGAGACAUACUGCCUCCUGAUCCCCAACUUCUUUCUCAACUGGAUAUGACAGUCAGAGAUGCAACAGUGACCUUGAAGCCCCAAGUGCCACUGGUCUUCGUGAUGAGCUGUCUCCCCCACUCUGCCCGAAGCUGCCCAGGGCAGAAAACAAGCCCGCACUAGAGCAGGUGAAGAUGA
Messenger RNA from Callorhinus ursinus (northern fur seal), 1730 nucleotides. NCBI's taxonomy places the organism in Eukaryota, Metazoa, Chordata, Mammalia, Carnivora, Otariidae. The record is from RefSeq and is a predicted model, not a curated record.